Carassius auratus (goldfish) is the source of this 4457-nucleotide messenger RNA. RefSeq names its product piggyBac transposable element-derived protein 4. The record is from RefSeq and is a predicted model, not a curated record. Bases 1058 to 4351 code for a protein of 1097 amino acids. The transcript has 4 exons. Gene Ontology annotation, molecular function: DNA binding. Lineage: Eukaryota; Metazoa; Chordata; Actinopteri; Cypriniformes; Cyprinidae.
AAUUGGGCUAUUUUAGAAAAGGAGUUGCGGGAAAAAAUACGGAGUUGCGGGUUGCGGUUUUUUGGGCUACAUUUAUAAUGUACCGUGGCCGCAAAAAAAUAAAUAAUAAUAAUUGUGGUCAAAGAUAAAAGUGAACCUUUUAUAAGUGAGUGUUUUUCCUGGGAAUGAACACUUGGCAACAAACGCUGCUUCUCGCGAGUAGGCGCGCACGCCACAUGUGCUUUGACAUCACAAAUCAAGCAUCAUCAUCACGUCACUCACAUCAUGAGAGCGUUGUAGUCAGAAGCGUCAGUUAGGUUGUCUGUGGAUGAACAAGCAGCAUUCUUAAAUAUCAGGUAAAUGGGGAAAGUAUGGAAAGAAGUAUCGCAAAGAAUGGGAGACAGAGAAAGGAUUAAAGGAGUGGAUUCGAAGUGUUCCAAAUGAUGAUAGAAAAGCGUUCUGCAAAUAUUGCAAAUGUGAAGUAAGAGCUCACCACAGUGAUCUGGUAGCUCAUGCUGCGACUGAAAAACAUAAAAAAAUGCAGCUCCUUUCUCAAAUGCCAGAACAUUAUUUGACACAGGCAGUUCCUUUCUAAGAAAUAAUUCACCUGUGAAAGAGGCGGAGUUGAAGCUGGCUGCCCUUGUUGCUUGUCACUCAAGCACUUUAACUGUUGACCACUUAGGAAGUAUGGUGGAAGAAAUUUAGUACUUCUGACUAGGGUCAGAAAAAAUCAGAGAGGAUGUGUUCUUAUUUGACCUUUAUUGUAUGAGUUUGUGUAUAAAUAAAAAUAAAAAAUAAACAUUGUGUGAUAUUAAGAAUUUGGAUAAGACAAGAGGCAAAUACUUUAAACUUAAACUUAUAUAAAUUUAUUUUAAGGCCCUUUGUGGGAAUUCAGCCGUUGUCUAAUCUGAUUGGACACUGAAAAAUUGGGCUAGUUUUUAUUCCAUUUGGGCGGGUUUUGAGUUGUUAUUGGGCUGGAAAUAUUUCUGGAACCUGGCAACCCUGGUGUGCGCGCAUGUUCUUUCUUGCAGCGUCUGAAGGAGGCUGCGUCUAGUUUUCUUCGCCUUUUCUGCUCGAAAUGGCAUCAGCGGAGGAUGUUGGAUCGAAAAGGCAAAUGUUUUAUGAAAUCGAGUGCGUAAUAGAAGAUUGCGAUACUGAAGCUGGAUACAAACCUCUGUCAGACAGCGACGAGCUCGACGAAUCCGCGGAGGAGGACGAACUGCGGGAUGAAGAUAUUGAUUCUUCUGAAGAAUGGAAGCCUCGCAGGCGCUCAAAACUAAAGAGGAACUCAUCCUCCUCCCCUUCCUCGUCUGUACCGCGCCGGAAAGGACGGUCAACUAAAAAUGCUUUGAAACCCUCUCCAUCAGCACCAGCGAUUGCCCACAAGUCGAAAAACACCCCAGCCGUCUCCUUACCUCGACAGAGAGGCAGACCAUCUAAGGACAAAUCAAAAGCCAAACUCUUUCCUAAAGCCACCCCAUAUGCCACGAUCGUGCCUAAACCCCCUCCUUAUGGCACGCUGAUCCCUAAUUCCUCUGUUAAAUUCGGCCCUCAUUCCACAUCCACCAUUGCUCUUAGCUCUAAUUUGACUCCUAUAACCCUUGCCAAUGCCUCAUCCUCCAUUAAACUGAGCCCUAAUUCUACACCCAUACUCAUCUCUAAUCCCGCUUCCACUUUUAAACUCGACCCAAAUUCCACGCACGCCUCCAAUCAGGUGCCGAUAGCCACACUCAUCUGUGCCCCCACAUCAACAGGGCUUCUGAUAGAUGGUGACACCAAUGAGCUCAAGUCAGUGAAGGAAGAGGAACCAUGGGAAGAGAAUGAGGAUGCUAUUGAAGAAUGGCCUUCUACAAAGGAAGAAAGCCAAGAGGGUUCAGAAUCAUCAAAUGCAAAGAGGCAACGACUCUCAUCCCCGAUGCCCUUGAAGCACACCUCAAAAACUACCCAUAGUCCCCUGCCUGAACUUGCACCCAUAGACACUUCUUAUCAUGUACCCACCUCUGAACCCACUGAUGAACCAUUGAUUUCAGUAUCCACCACUGAACCCAUAUCUGCUCCCAACCCUAAUCCUGCACCCACCAGGCCUCGAGACAGUGAUCUUGAUGACGACAGCGAAGAGAUCAGUGAUUCAGAGAGGGAAGAGGAACUGUGGGAAGAAAAUCUUGAUUCUGGUGAUGACUGGAACCCUCUUCUGGAAAGUCCGGAUCGUUCAAAAUCACCUGCAUUGGCACAGUCGCCAAAAACAACAUCAGGACCAAUAGACAAACUCUUUCUAUCCACGUCUGAACCUGCUUCUGAAGCCACACCCACAUCUGAAGCCACACCCACUUUUGAAGCCAUUCCCACCACCAACCACGAUUCCACUCCCACACCUAACUCUAAUCCAGUUCCCAUUUUACCACGGCGAAGAGGCCGGCCACGAAAGCAUGCUUUAAAAAUCAAUCUCACACCUAAUCCAACCCCUGAUUCCACUCCUAUAACCUUAUCCGAUCCCUCCGCCGAUCUCAUCCCUGUGUCAAGUUUAGAUCCCGCUCCCAAGCCCGUUAUCUCCACCAAUCCCAAUCCCAAUCCCGAAACUAUUUCCACUUCUGAACCCACUUCAACCGAUGAGAAAUCGAAGCCCGUAGCAACUACUUAUUCACCAGGGCAAGCCAGAACCAGGUUGUCUUCAGCUUCGGAUUCACCUUUUAAGAAAAAUGAGAGUAUGCCAGAUAAGUGGCUUGACAUCAGCAAUGAGGAUGAGGAACCGAUACUACCAAGUUUUUCUCCUAGGAGACCCCCAGGUCUGCAGCUCAUGGCGGACACAACAUAUACGCCCUUCCAGUUGUUCCAGCUCUUUUUCACCAACUCUUCAGUCAAGACAAUCGUUAGAAACACUAACAGCAAUGCCGAAAGGAGGUUGAAAGCGGGAAAGAAGUUUGUCUGGGUACCUCUAACCGUUCCCGAGUUCUACUCAUACGUGGCGUUACUCGUCUACAUGGGGCUGGUGAAGGCAGAAUCGAUAGUGGACUACUGGGCGAGGAAUCGAAUGUACAGUUUUUCGUACCCGCGGACCAUCAUGUCCCAAGCAAGAUUUCAGGCCAUCUCCUGGAAUCUUUACCUCUGUGAUCUUCAGGAGGACGAGGAGAACAACAAGAAGAAAGGCACCGCAGGUUAUGACCGACUGCUUAAAAUCAAGCCUCUGUACAAAGACGUUCUUUCGGCGUGUAGGAAACACUUUCACCCCGACAGAGAGAUUCUGGUUGAUGAGAGAAUGGUCGCUACCGAAGCUAGGAGUGGAUUUAAGCGAUCUAUGAAUGACAAACCAACUAAAUGGAGCUACAAACUCUUCGUUCUCGUCGAUGCGUCCUGCGGGUACACCUGGAACUUCUUCGUAUAUGAAGGAAAGACUUCAACGUCGUCGGGGAAAGGUGCCGGGUACGAUUCGGUGAAGAGACUACUGGAUCACAAGGUCCUCGGCAAGGGUUAUAGACUAUACAUGGACAAUUUCUACACCAGCCCGACUCUUUUCUUGGAUUUGUUGCAGAACGACAUCCUCGCUUGUGGCACAUUGCGCCGUAGUUCCAGUUUACCGAAGGUCAACGACCUGAGCAGAAGAUCUAAAUUAGGCUCCAUCCGUUGGUGUCGGCAAGGUCCUCUUCUAUUCAUCAAAUGGAUGGAUGCGAGAGAAGUCCUCAUGUGUUCCUCUAUUCACAAGGCGUUCACGGGGGAUACAGUCACCAGGAAAGCCGAGGGUCCCGAUGGGGUUCGGAGAAAACAUAUAAUUCCCUUUCCAUCCGCUGUGAAGGACUACACCAAAUACACGGGAGGUGUUGAUCUCUCGGAUUCCCUCACAGAUUAUUACGCUGUCCUCCACAAAUCCACAAAAUGGUACGAGACGCUCUUCUUCCAUUUUCUUGACAUCGCAGUGGUCAACAGUUUCAUCCUUCACCAAAAACUGGCGAAAGCUCAGAACAAGGGCCCACUCACCCAAAAAUUGUUUAGGGAAAUCCUUGUUUCAGAACUCGCACGUGUCGGCAGACGUAAGAAUCCCUUUCCGUCUGCUGCCAAAGAUCCCUCAACAUCCAACACAGCGGUCUCCAUAAGGAGGUCUGCACGGUUGUCUUCAGCCCCUAAAGAAACGAAUGCGUACUUGCCAUCCGAAACAGAGUCGUCUCCCCCACCCUCACCUGCCCAGAUGGAGCGAUGCUAUCCAGAGUAUUUCGGUUCUGAUGCUCCGUCUGGGAGGCGAGUUUGUGUCAUGUGCAAACUGGAGGGAUAUAAAGUCAAGACUCCCAUAUACUGCUCCCACUGCAAGGUUGCAUUAUGCUUCCGGUCGUCAAGCAACUGCUUCAAGAAAUGGCACAUAGAUCAUUACCCUGAAGAUUUGUAGAUGUGUUGCAAUUUGGGAUUUUUUGGGGGAUCUUGUAUGACCACUUUUCGUUUUGUAUGAACUUGUUACUUGUAUAGUUAUGACUCUAUUAAAAACAACUACAAAU